Messenger RNA from Betta splendens (Siamese fighting fish), 4231 nucleotides. RefSeq lists its product as uncharacterized. Bases 913 to 3177 code for a protein of 754 amino acids. The record is from RefSeq and is a predicted model, not a curated record. Lineage: Eukaryota; Metazoa; Chordata; Actinopteri; Anabantiformes; Osphronemidae. The transcript is spliced from 2 exons.
AAUUGAUCAUUGCUUAUGAGAGAAAUACAUAGAGUAGAUGGGUUCGUGUGUUUGCUUAAACUGAGUUCACAGAGUCUGUGUUCACAGAAUCUGUUGUUUAACAAUAGUUAUCUGAGUUAUUCAAAAUGUCACGCCGACCCUAUCUGAGUUAUUCAAAAUGUCACGCCGACCUGGGAAAGGAACGGAGAGGUUGAAGCUGGGCCAGAGGGAUCUGGGAGCUGGACAGAUAACACGGCCCAGCGCCAGGACCUUCCAAGUAGCCUUAUUUGGACAUGUGGAAAGACUCUAGGUGGUGGUUAUAAGGAGGGCCUUCACAGGCUGGGGUUUUUCAGAGCGCUUCGCAGAGGGUCCGCUGGUAGCACACAGCUGACCUUUUCCGACCUCUCAGUUCUCUCUGCAGAGGAACAAGCAGGUGAAUUCGGUCUCUGCCUCUCUUGCUAUUACUCUUUUGUAAUCAUUAUCUGAUUGUGUUAAUUCGUCAUAUAAUAAACCUGUAUGCUAUUGAUUUAAACUUCAAAGUUGUGUCCGUGUGAAAUCUCUGCCGUGAUUGAAGAACGUGAUUGAAGAACAAAGAGAAUACACGACAGAAAAUGGCGUCACGAUAAAGGCAAGAUAGCCGGAUCUGAAGCCGACAGGUGCCCGGCUGCACCCAGCCCGAGACGACUCGUCACUGGUGGCCACAGGCAACGAAGGCGCAGGACGAUCCGGAGCCUAAAGUGAAGCCAGGUGACCUGGUGUACGUCAAGGUGUUCAGGAGAAAGUGGGACCACGCCCGACGAGAAGGUCCCUAUACGGUGGUCCGAGCAACAUCAAGAGCAGUACAAGUUGAAGGCUCUCCUACCUGGUAUCAUUUAAACCACUGUGUUAAAGCACCAGAGGGGGAAACAGGGUCAGUGACCAAAAAAGAGGAGGAUGAGUGGUCCGGAGAAGAAAAAGACAGUGAUCCUGGUCCUCCUGCUGCUGGUGGGGACACUUGGGGUGGUGCAGCAAUGCCUCAGACCACCCGUGUCCUCCGAAGCAGGGGAACAGUUAAGACUUAGGAGAGAUGCGAACGGGUCAGUAGGGGCCAAGAGUAACAUAGGCAGACGUAGAGGGCCUGUAGGGAAAGAAUGGCCUAGAGUUAAUGUGUGGACCUCUAAUGACCCUGGGUGGAGUUAUGGGGUGUGGACCACCUGGAGUGCCCAGAUGUCAAUCAUAGAGUGGGACUCGACUGCAGACACAAUGACCAUUUAUGUGUCGGUGGACCAGGAGUCCCAGGAGCGGUUGUGUGGGAUAGAGUGGAUGGGCCAGCGCAUGUAUGAGUUCCCUACUUCCUGGGGAAAAGACAGGUGUUCCAUCAGAGUGAGAGAGGGAGAGAUGGAGUCAGGAAAAGUAUGGGACAUUAGAGUAGGUUUUCGCAAUAGGAAACCCGAGAGUCCUAGAGUCAUCUGGUCCAAGAAUAAAGGAGGGAGUGCACACCGUGAGGUUGCAGCCCUACAGCCCCCACCAGGAAACAUUGUGGAGGAUGAGGAUGAGGUUCAGACUCAGCGGCCGGCCGGAUCAGCAACCAAAGAGCUCGUUGUUGCUUCAGCGGGGGCUUCAAUGCCGAACAGUGGUUCAGGCCUUUCAGGAUGGAUGCAGCAAGCUGUGUCAGGAUGGACUGAUGGGCUGAUCACAAAAUUACAAGGAUUUUUGUCAGACCAAGAUGAGGAGGAAGACGAGGAACAGGGUGAGAAUACUCUAGUGGAUGUGCGCCUGCAAAAUAGCUGGUACAGAUGGGUUCAGUUUGCGGGGUUGGCUAAUGGGAAGACUGAUUGUUACAUCUGUACUAAAGCUAAGCCUGAUAGGUUUUUUGUGCUAAAUACGAUUUUCAGUUGGCAGGAUUGUGAAAAGAGAUUGCGGGCAUACACUCAAAGUCCCAGACCCUGGUGUGAAGCAGAGUGUCUACUGUAUUUAGGUUCACCCUCUUUCCAGGCAUCAGUUGAUUUUUAUGCUCACGGGAAGACCAACGUUCAGCGCUGUGAAGACUUAAAUGUCAGAAUAGGACAGAAGAGCGUGCUAUUAGGUAUGCCAAAUAAUGCCCCUUUAAUUCCAAUUGGUCGUUUUGAAUGUAUUGAGCGCAUGGGUAUGGUGCCCUUAGGUAAAAUCAAGCGCAAGAUCUGCAGCCAUAGAUGGCAGGUCACGACCCUUAACUGCACAAAGCCGCACCUGAAGCCAGCUGUUCUAGUAUCAGGAAUGCUGAGACCGAUACUCGUAGCAGGAUGCCCCUAUUUAGAUCAAACCAUCGCACUAGCUGACCAUUUCUGGUGGUGUGGAGGUCAGCACCUCUACGCAGUCCUACCUGUGGGAUGGGCUGGCAGGUGUGCUCGGGUGCAAUUGGCACAAGAGAUAAUUACAUUUAAGGGAGAAGAACAAGACAAGAAUGUCAGCAGCAGAAAUAAGCGAAGUUAUCAACCAGAUCCCAGAGUUUACAUCGAUGCCAUUGGACAACCCCGAGGGAUCCCAAACGAGUUCAAAGCUAGGAACGAGAUUGCCUCAGGAUUCGAAUCUAUUCUACCUUGGAUCACGACCUCUAAAAACACAGAGUGGGUGAACUACAUUUAUUUUUCUUUGCAGAGAUUCAUUAAUUACACAGACGAUGCGUUAGGGGCUCUGGGAGAGCAGGUGGGUGCAACAAGUGCGGUAGCGUGGCAGAAUAGGCAAGCACUAGACUGGAUCUUAGCAGAGAAGGGAGGGGUGUGUGCUCUCAUAGGUGAUGUGUGUUGUACUUAUAUUCCAGGACAUACGGCCCCGGACGGAGCCUUCACUGAAGCAAUGAAGAGACUCAGAGCGCUCAGAGUUGAGGUAAAAGAGGCGGCUGGCAGUGGGUCGGAUUUGAGCUGGACAAAUUGGCUGGAAAAUAUGGCUGGGGGCUGGAAACAGGGGCUGAUUAAAUUGGGGGUAAUGAUUACUGUAGGAGUAGUUGUCCUAGGACUCAUCUUCUGUUGUUGCAUUCCGUGUUUGAGAUCGUUAGCACUUAGAGCAGUGACCAAGCAGACGAUGCAGAUGGCAGUUAUUAAACAGAGAGUGAAGAGCAGUCAGAGUAGCAUAGGUAGUGAGGGAGGUGACCUUUUUCCAGUUCCUGACUGGAUCCAUAUCGGGCCCGAGGACGGGGAGGAUGAGGAGGCGGAUGAGGACGGUACCACCCCAUCAGCGUGAGAGCGGAGAGGAAGACUGGAGACGGCCUGAUAUGCACCACAUCUAUCUAUGCACAUAUAAUCCACACACAGUUAAAGGCACACGUCUAUUCUGUAAAAUGCCACAGAUUGUCCACAUUGUUCAUGUAUUGCAUUAAUGUUCUUGUAACCAGAAAAAUGACAAAUGUAUGCUGUGGUGUGUAGUAUUGUUUGCCACUAUAUAUCUGAAUUAAUCUGACACAAUGUAGCAGAAGUUUGUACCACAUGAUGUGUGUUUUUUGUGUUGUUUUAAGGUGGGGGACCGGAUUCACCUGAAAAGGCAGUCCUCUAAACUAAUUUGGGCGUGAGGUAAAACAGGUGGUUUAAAUUGCAUAGUUUUACUUAGCAUCAUUGCGGUCACCACACUAAGGAUAAAAUAACAGGGUAAGAGUGAGGAGGUUCUAUUAAGACUAGUUGUUCAAUGGUCAUCUAAUAGAAAGCUGAAUAGGGUAAAUUAGGUUAAUUGGCGUUAGCUUAAAUGGACAUUUAUCUGUCCAUUGAGGGGGAAGUUUGAAGUAAAAUUGAUCAUUGCUUAUGAGAGAAAUACAUAGAGUAGAUGGGUUCGUGUGUUUGCUUAAACUGAGUUCACAGAGUCUGUGUUCACAGAAUCUGUUGUUUAACAAUAGUUAUCUGAGUUAUUCAAAAUGUCACGCCGACCCUAUCUGAGUUAUUCAAAAUGUCACGCCGACCUGGGAAAGGAACGGAGAGGUUGAAGCUGGGCCAGAGGGAUCUGGGAGCUGGACAGAUAACACGGCCCAGCGCCAGGACCUUCCAAGUAGCCUUAUUUGGACAUGUGGAAAGACUCUAGGUGGUGGUUAUAAGGAGGGCCUUCACAGGCUGGGGUUUUUCAGAGCGCUUCGCAGAGGGUCCGCUGGUAGCACACAGCUGACCUUUUCCGACCUCUCAGUUCUCUCUGCAGAGGAACAAGCAGGUGAAUUCGGUCUCUGCCUCUCUUGCUAUUACUCUUUUGUAAUCAUUAUCUGAUUGUGUUAAUUCGUCAUAUAAUAAACCUGUAUGCUAUUGAUUUAAACUUCAAA